ACACACACACACACACACACACACACACACACACACACACUCACACACACAGACAGACAGACAGACAGACAGACACACACACACACACACACACACACACACACCUUGUCCCAGGAAGCAACGAGAAGCAAGUUGCUGGUCGGAGAAAACACAACAGAGGAGAUGCCAUCCUGGGGUGGCGACACAAGCUCAGUGUCCGUCAUGUUGGCGAGUGGUGUGGUGUGUCGGUGUGCGUGCGGUGGUGUGGUGUGGUGUGGUGUCGUGUGCUUGUGCUUCCUCACGGUCUUCUGUGCUUCCUUUCCUUUUUGGCACUGGCGGUUAUUAACGAGACUGACAUAAGUCGAUUCGACUGAUUUCAGUUGCCUUCCGCCAAAUUUGAAACGCCGCAGGAGGCAAACGACGAUGAUGAGCAGCGACUUUGGUGGCGGUGGUGGCAAUCGAAACAAGCUCUCGGCCUCACAGCGUCUCCGACAGAUCCUUCACCAGCACGAAGAACAGCAACAACAACAGCAGCAGCAACAACAGCAGCAGCAGCGACACAGCCAUUCUUACCUUUCACAACCCUCGCAACCGUCACAGCUUCAAUCAUUUCCACACCAACACCCACCACAAUCAAUACCACAAGCAACACCACAAACAGUACCACAAACAGUGUCAUCACAAAUAUCAAAUGUACCCGCACUUGCAGUGCAGGACAAUGACGACACCUUGUCUGUGUGCUCCAAGACCACGGACGCGCUGCUCAGCGUGAGCUUCGCAGAAGCCACCGCCCAGCCCGUGACCCUACCUUCCAUUGAUCCGUCGCUUUUUCUUGCACCACUGCCACUCUCUCGUAUCGUCGGCACAGCGCAAGGCACCACCGUCCCGCAGCAAUCCUUGGCAUCGCAUCAACACACAACUGCCACAAACUCAGAUGCCGCCGUCACCAGCGUUCCCCAAGAGCACCAUCGCCAACAACAGCAGCUGCUACAGCAACAGGAACAAUCCCUGGAGCAGUCCUUGCAGCUUGCGCGUCUCGAUUUUGAAUCGCAGCCGAGACCAUGGGAGGUGAACAUGCGCGCAUACUUGGAUGAAAUGCGCCCCUUCCAGGGCGACUGGCCACCGCUGCCGGCGCACACAUACCGGCGACAGCCACGCCAACGUCGGCGGCCACGAUAUCAACACCACGUACCGCAAACACGGAAGCAACGCGUCCACCACCACCAACAACAACACCACCACCACCACCAACAACAACAACACCGACACCAACAAGACCAACAAGACCAACAACACCAACAACACCAACAGCAGCAACGACAGCGCCAAUACGCACGACACCACCACAGCAAAAGCAGCAGCCUGCAUACAUCAACCCCACACCCAAACACACCACCGCAGCCCCCGCAGUAUGACAGCAUUGCACAAUGGGCAGCGCACGUCUCUCCACCACCUUCACCUCCUGCUCUCGAUGAAGAUGCACACACGGCGACUGGCCCAGCCUCAACACGCCAGCAGCGCCCACCGCAGAGAAGCAGACAAGCAAAACAGCAGCAAACACAACCAACUCGGCAGCAGCAGCGACAUGAGCAACCAAAUGCUGCACACGAGACAUCACCCAGUGCAGACGCAAGCCCUCGCCACCAGACACACCCCCAUCGUCCUCACACCCAUCCCCGCCGCCACCCUUAUCAUCAUCAGGCUCAAGCUCACGCUCAAGCUCAAGAUCAUCCUCGUCGAGCACAACGUGCGAGGAGAAGCACAAGCAGAGUACGGAGCAGCAACUCCAUCUCACCCUCCACCACGCAGUGGUCGCACAUCGCAGCGCCAGCGGCAGCACAGCAGCUGUCGCAACUCCUGGGUGGCAUAAGCAGUGGUACCAGUAGCAGCGGAGGGAAACAGCCACCGUCACCAGCAUCAAAGGCACGUGCACUCGUUCAAUUCCUGGAAGGAGGCGGCUUCACAGCACGACAGCGGGCGCUGCAAUUGCACACGACCAGAUAUGACGCUGACACCGAUGUACAGGGGCUGCCGUUGUGGGAGGAGGAAGAGCUUGUACACAAUGGCGAUGGUGGCGGUGACGAGAAUAGCAGUGACGAUGAACGUGGUGGCACAGGUGAUGGUGUGGACGACGUUAAUAGUGAUGGCCGUGCACGUAGACGAGAUAACCACGUCUUACACGGCCAGCAGGUACCCUCCAGUGCUCACAGCAGCUUACACGCUGCCCUAUUUGCACCUCAGAGUCAACAUCAGCCUCGCGAUCCUCAUCGGCCUACAGGAACCAGAAGAACCCGCCAACACCCUCACGACGACAGCGAUGUGAGUGGCGUGGAUGUGUAUGAUGAUGAUGAUGAUGAUGAUGAUGACGAAGCUUCAUUCACUGGUGGCAGUUGGUACCAUGGUGUGAGGCAGGCACACCACCACCACCGUCGCCACAAUGAAAAUGGUGACGACGACGGCGAUGAGUAUGAUGGCGACGAUUAUGAUGGCGAGUACGGUGAACACGAUGGUGAUGAGUACACAGGAGCUGAUGUGUAUGGAGAUGAUCAAGAUCUACACGCCGAUGACGACAAUUACAAUGAGGAUGAUGACACCCGAGCUAUGGUGCGCAUUCGUUCGUUAGUGCAGCGCUUGCGGCAAACCUAGCUAGCUAGCGAUUGUUUUUCAACAUGUUGUGGCCGUUGAAAAGGGGUUGCGUUCACAUUGGCGCUGCCGUUGCUGCAGCAGUUACAGCAAUGAUGCCACAUCACAUGGUAUCACACCACUUGUCGCGCCCUUGCUUGCCCUUCGAACCAUCGCGUGUCACUUUGACCUUCACCCAUGACUGUUUUGUACUUCAACGCACAUGAAACGCACAUGAAACCAACUGUAACCCAUCCACAUGCCCACACCAAAACGCCAAAC
This is a messenger RNA of Salpingoeca rosetta, 2883 nucleotides long. RefSeq lists its product as uncharacterized. Bases 403 to 2625 code for a protein of 740 amino acids. Lineage: Eukaryota; Choanoflagellata; Craspedida; Salpingoecidae. The record is from RefSeq and is a predicted model, not a curated record. The transcript has a single exon.